Acanthopagrus latus (yellowfin seabream) is the source of this 2900-nucleotide messenger RNA. Its product is annotated as cingulin-like protein 1. NCBI's taxonomy places the organism in Eukaryota, Metazoa, Chordata, Actinopteri, Spariformes, Sparidae. The coding region runs from base 157 to 2208 and encodes 683 amino acids. The transcript has a single exon. The record is from RefSeq and is a predicted model, not a curated record.
AGGUAGGUAGGUUGGUUGGUUGGUUGGUUGGUUGGUUGGUUGGUAGGUUGGUAGGUGUUACACUUGUUACAAAACCAGGAUUUAUCCCAGCGACUUCUAUUUCUACUCCUAAAUCAGGUUAUCAUUGAGAGAAAGUCUUUUCUUCAAGAUAAGGAUAUGGAGAAAAAAAUACCAAAUGGGGCUUCCUGCCUGGAGGUGUUGGUGGAGUCUCCAUGGACUCCAAAGAAAAAUAUCUUUGGGAACGUUUGUCUUGGUGAAGAGAUUGAGGAGGAGAUUGAGGAGGAGAUUGAGGAGAUGGAAGAUCAAAUUGAGGAGGACAUCAAAGAGGAAGUUCAGGAGCUUCCAGGAGAAGCUGGAAAGAAACUUGACGAGGCUGACAAGGAAAUCAUAGAUGAGGACCAGGAUCGGUCCUGUGUCUCCAGCAGUCAAAAAUACUCCGACACGUUCCCCUCUUACACGUACGAAACAUCUGUGCGAUCAAAGGGGCCCUCUAGCUUACAGAAGGCACUGGAGGUGGAGAGAAAAACCAAAGAUGCUCUUGAAGAAGCCUUGGAAAAGGCAGCAUCAGCCAAAGCUCAACAGAGAGAAGCGCUGAAGAUGGAGCAAAAAGAGAAAGACACUCUUGCAAAGAAUCUGAAGAAGGUGAAGGCUGAAAAAGACACUCUUGCAAAGAGUCUGAAGAAGGUGCAAGCUGAAAAAGACAGUCUUCGUGUUGAACUUGGGUUCAUGAAAACACAAGUCGCUGAUUUGAAGAAGUCACAGAAGGAGCUCCAGCUAAGAAAAGCAAAGCUGAAACAAGAAAAUGCAGAAAGCACAGCUGAUCUGGAAAAGUACAAGACGGUGAUUGAGAAGCUCCAGAGGGAUCUGGAGGCGUCCUCUGGUCUGCACAAAGAAGCAGCAGAGCGUGACGCGGUCGAAAUCAAGGCACUAAGAGAGAAAAGUCGGCAGAAAGAUGAUGAAAUUGAAUCCAUGCGCUUCACUAUUCAGAAUCUCCAAAGCAGCGUUGAAGCCAAGGACAACGUUGUUUCCUCACUGCAAGGGACAGUUGACCAGUACGCUUCUGACCUCAGAGAUGAGAGAUCAAGAAAUUGUGACCUCCAGAGGGACUGCGAGGCUGCUGUCUGCCAGCAGAAGAAGCAAGCAGAGGAACUGGACCUCCUGACUCAGAAAAACCGGCAACUGGCUUCUGACAACAAAGGGCUGCAAGAUGAACUCAGGGCUGCCCUAAACAAGAGGCAGCUUGAUCAAAAGCAGCUUCAGGAAGACGCAGAGGCUUGCAGCAGACUUGAAAAAGAGAUUGAGAAGGAGAAGGCUCGCUACUCCAGAGCACAUAAAAAGACACAAAAGCAAAAGCAAGAACUUCACGAGAAAACUCUGGCUUUGGAAAAGAGUCUGACUGCCGAAAAACAUUUAAGAUCUUCCCUGGAAACUGAGCAGGAGCGCUUUAAGCAGGCUUCAGUCGAUUCUCUAGCAAACCUCACAAACCAGCUGAGGCAAGCAUCUGUGCUGUCGGCGCAUCUGGAAUAUGAAAUGCAGACGCUGAAGAUGGAGAACACAGAUAUCACAGCUAAAUUGAGGGCAAUGGAGACAGAAUAUGAGAGACUAAAAUCCAAACACUUUUCUCUCUCUGAGCGCCAUGAGGAGUUAAUGUCGAAGAAAAAUGAGACCAUCUCUGAGAGUCAGUGUGCCAAUGCUAAGCUUCAGUGCAUAGUUGAUGAACUCAAAGCAGGACAGUUAGACAGCAAGACAACACAGGUGGAACUCAGAAACGCCCUGAAACAGCAGAGGGCAAGUAACUUAGAGUUACAACAGAGAGUAGAUCAGAUUUCUUCUGCUCUGAAAGAAGAAAGGAUCACCUGUGAGAAGCACCGUGUCGAGCUCAAGGCAGCUUUGACCAAACAGAUUGAAACUCUGGAGGAAAAGCAGAAAUUUGCCGCGGCCCUCCAGCAAACUCAGCACAGCUAUUCCUGGCUUCAGGAACAACAGAUGCAAAAGUCAAAGUUGCAGUCUGGACACACCGGUGACACCGAUUUCAGGGUCCACCAACUGCAAACUUACCAUGAUGAGACCACAAGGGCUCUUCACCACCUGCAGAAGGAAUACACUGAUCUGGCGAGGACUCACAGUGAUAUUAAUUCUGACUAUCGUAAGCUGUUAAAAAGUCACACUCAUCUCCAGAUCAGAUAUGAGAGGCUCAGCAAAGAAUAAGACCAGAGUUCAGGGCACAGUAGCUUGUCCCUGAACUCAUGAGCCCUAACCCUUAACCAUUGUGGGUUCUCUCCGGGUGCUCCGGCUUCCUCCCACAGUCAAAAGACAUACCAAAAAAAGUAAGGUUAAUCGGUUAGUCUAAACCUCAGGGUCAGGGGUGGGUGUUCAGGUACAUUAUCGUUAUGAUUUGAUAUUCCGUGACGACCACCGACUUCAACUACAGUGAAGUUUCUACAGACAGAAGCAUGGCUGUGCCAUGGGCACAAUCUGCAUCAACAAUUUAAUAGUUUAUAAUUUCUUCUGUUGGUGACAUCGUAGGCUGAAGAUUCUUAUUUCCAGGUGCACCAGACUUAGUAGGCAUUUUAGUUGAAAUGCUACACAAAGUUAAUUGGUCAGUGAGGUACACGAGGACAACAAAUAGCUAAAAGUAGAGAAGGACGUUUCAACCACAAAUAUUCUGGAAAGGAUUGAAACACCUCAGGCAUUAAACAAAAUCAUCUCUUCUUAGUGCUUUAUUUGUUGGCUUUUACCGGUAAUAUUUAUGGUGCUAUAGACUGUCAUCAAGGCCAGCAGAUCCUCUCACGCAUUCUUCAUCUCUCAUAAUUCAAACACUACUUGAGAGAAUUGAUUCAAUUUGUGUCUGUGUAGAUGGGCAUUUGAUUUAAAAAGUAAAAAACAAACAAACCCAUAAA